CAGUUCAUCAAGUGCCUUCUUCACCUCACUAACACUCAUGGCUUGUUGAAGACAUUAGUGGUGUAAACUCGAGAAGUGAAACAAUUAAUUUUGCUCUGAAAUUAAGGAUCGAAGCCUCAUUCAUUCUUUUUCAUUUCAAUGACUUUUUAAAAUACUAUAUAUCGUAAAAAUGCUGUCGAGUAUGCAUCCGAAUGGAUUAGUAUGUGUCACAUUCCGAUCUCUGAGCAAAAUAGCUCGCAAUCUACACUACUCAAGAAGGAGAAAAAACACUAUCAACCCCGAACCGGUGGAGGAAAAGAAGAUUGAUAUUGAAGGAAUUGACAUCAACUACGUGCAAGUUGGAACUGGACCACAUCACAUUCUGCUUACACCUGGUGCUUUAGGUUCCAUCUGGACAGAUUUUAAACCUCAAAUCGAUCAUUUGAACAAAUCGAAGUUCACGCUGGUGGCUUGGGACCCGCCCGGUUAUGGAAAAAGUCGCCCACCGAAGAGAAGUUUUUCUCCUGGUUUUUAUUACAGAGAUGCAGAUUUUGGAGUUAAAUUGAUGGAGAAAUUGGGAAUUGGAAAUUAUUCUUUGUUAGGUUGGAACAAUGGUGGUACAUCAUCAAUAAUUAUGGCUGCAAAACAACCAAGCAAAGUCAUGAACCUUGUUGUGUGGGGUUCGUACACCUACAUUACAGAAAAUGAAGCUAUAACUUUAAAAGGUUUUCGAGAUCACACGUUGAUUCCGCCUAGAUUGAAAAAUCCGUAUAUUGAUUUGUACGGGGAAGAGCAUUACGACGAGUUGUGGACAAAGUGGAUAGAUGCAACAAUAGCUGGAUAUAACAGUGAAACAAAAGGAGAUAUUUGCACUCAUCUCCUUCCAAACAUUAUAUGCCCUACGUUAAUUCUACAUGGGUGGAAAGAUAUAAAUAUUUCUAUGGAACAUUAUCAAUUUUUAGCAAAUUCCAUCCAAAAUGCAAAAUUCUUUACAUUUGAAGAAGGAAAGCACUACUUGCAUUUGCAGUUUUGGAAAGAAUUUAAUCGAAUAAUAGAAUACUUUUUAUUAAAGGAAUAGAAUGGUAAUGUAUAGCAACAAUAUUAAAAAAUAAUGCAACUGUUUGUAAGAUUCAGUUACGAUUAUAUUUUAUUUAAAUGAUAUCUUCAUAUUAAAACAAUGUACUACAGCACAGUGCUCUUCAGUUUAAUGUGAAUUUACCCCUUUUUAUAUUGUUAAAACAAUAAAGAAAUUACAAGUAAAAAACUAGUAAAUGA
Molecule: messenger RNA, 1254 nt
Organism: Gryllus bimaculatus (two-spotted cricket)
Lineage: Eukaryota; Metazoa; Arthropoda; Insecta; Orthoptera; Gryllidae
Source: the annotation of a GenBank genome assembly